AUGGAACUCUGGGUAGAUUCAUCGACUGGGCGCUUUAAUCCUAUGAGAACUCACAGUACAGACUCAAGAGGUUUGCAAACAUUGAUUAAUGUUGGGAUCAUGAACGGAGUGCACCAAAACCAGAAUAGAAUUGAGCUGGUUCGGGCGAGAUUACCGCCAUACGAACCACCUCCACCAUGGAUUCCACCACAAGAGAGAGUUCAUCAUCCCGACUACAACAAUGACAUCAGAGAGUUCCUUCCAAGGGAGUUAAUUCUACAGAGGAUGAGAGCAUCAGAACAACUAGGAUUCAACAUUCGAGGUGGCCAGGAACAUCACUGUGGAAUUUUUGUUUCGAAGGUGAUGCCGAACAGUGAGGCAGACAAACUUGGACUAAGGGAAGGGCACCAGAUUUUAACAGUUAACAAAAAAGACUUCACAAACAUAGACCAUGCAGAGGCCGUCCGAGUCCUGAAGAUGAACACUAGGAUACAAAUGUCAGUCAGAUUCUUCCCGUAUGGCUAUGACAGAACAUAUGACAAGUGUAAGUUUCUGGCAUCCAAUCAGCAAACAGAAAGGUAGCAGACUAUGUCAUGUGACAAAAUCAUCCAAUCAACAAAGUUAGCAGACUGUGUCAUAUGACAAAAUCAUCCAAUCAACAAAGUUAGCAAACUGUGUCAUGUGACAAAAUCAUCCAAUCAACAAAGUUAGCAGACUGUGUCAUGUGACAAAAUCAUCCAAUCAACAAAGUUAGCAGACUGAGUCAUGUGACAGAUCAUCCAAUCCAAUCAAUAAAGCAGAUAAUGUAUCCAAUCAACAGAGUUCCCAGGCUGUGUCAUGUGAAAAAAUGUAUCUGGUAAAUUAAAUGCCACACUUUCCCAAAUGAAAUUAUCAAAUAUCAAGAACAAUUUUUACUGAUAUGAAUAUUUAUUGGCAUGUGUUCUUUUGACACAAGCUCGCUCAACAUUUUUAUUCAUUACUAUAUCAUGCAUUUAAAGAGCAUAUCAUUUGAAUCAGGUAUUUGAUUAUACACAUGUUAAUGAUUAAUGAAAUAUGUCUACAAAUAAA
Messenger RNA from Saccostrea echinata, 1047 nucleotides. RefSeq names its product PDZ domain-containing protein 11-like. Bases 1 to 561 code for a protein of 186 amino acids. Gene Ontology annotation, cellular component: synapse; cell-cell junction; basolateral plasma membrane. Lineage: Eukaryota; Metazoa; Mollusca; Bivalvia; Ostreida; Ostreidae. Gene Ontology annotation, biological process: maintenance of epithelial cell apical/basal polarity; protein localization to basolateral plasma membrane; neurotransmitter secretion. The transcript has 7 exons. The record is from RefSeq and is a predicted model, not a curated record. Gene Ontology annotation, molecular function: protein binding.